Molecule: messenger RNA, 6528 nt
Organism: Hyaloscypha bicolor E
Lineage: Eukaryota; Fungi; Ascomycota; Leotiomycetes; Helotiales; Hyaloscyphaceae
Exons: 7
Coding region: 1-6528 (2175 amino acids)
Molecular function (GO): methyltransferase activity; ATP binding; ATP-dependent chromatin remodeler activity
Source: RefSeq, a predicted model, not a curated record
AUGUCCGACGGACUGAGGCGGUCCACGAGGCCUCGUAAACCCACAUUUACAUACAUUGCGGACUCCUACAACAGCGCCAGCGAUGAUGAUUUAGAACAACCGGUCAUCAAUGACGACUCCGACGGGUCCGAUUACCUCGCAGAUAAUGCCGACGGUGCCUCCAUCCAUGAUGAUGACGAGCUGAACACGGAUGAAGAGGCUCGCCCUGCGAAGAGAGCCAAGCUAGAUGACACGGACGACGAGGACAUUGUUGGGGGCGAUCUUGAGAUUGGCUCCAACAGCGAUGAAGCUGAGGCUCAGUUGGAUAUUCCUGCACGGGGUACAAAGCCAAAGCCAAGAGCGAGGAAGACCAAGGCUUCUGUUGACGAUGACCAUAACCCGAGGUCAUUUGCACGAGAACCUCAACCAUACAAAUUCUCGUACGAGAAUCCCUUGGAUUUCGACAGCAAACCUCUGAAGACGAUAUCGGAGUUUUUUGUAGAUUUAGCAGACCAGCUAAAGACGAAAUUUGGCGCAGAUCUCUCCAAAUUCUGCGGUAAAUUUAACAAAAAGCCUCUCAAUGUGGUCACAUUAUGCUCCGGCACUGAGGCACCCAUACUUGCCAUGGGCUUGGUCCAAAAGACGCUCGAGGCGAAAUAUGGCUCCGACAGUACAUUUGUCUUCAACCAUCAAGCAAGCGCUGAGAUCCACCCUGCCAAAGCAGGGUAUAUCGAGGCAAAUUUCUCAUGCAACGCUAUCUUUCGCGAUAUCAUUGAAAUCUCACUGCUGCAGAAAGAUAAUGUACCGAAACCUCAUUACCUCACAACUAUGUAUGGCGGGAAAGCUCCUAUUCCAAUUGAUACCGACAUUAUCAUUGCGGGCUUUGCUUGCGAUGACUUCUCCUCUCUGAACAAUGUUCCAAAAGCGUUGGAAGACAAGGGUGAGUCUGGCGACACUUUUUAUGCCGUCAAGGCAUAUCUUGAGUUGUACCAUCCGAAGAUCGUGAUCCUUGAGAAUGUCAUGAAAGCUCCUUGGACCGAUGAGAAGGCUGCAAAUUGGAAAGGCAAGAAAGGCCAGAAGAGCAUUCCCUGGCACUUGGACAGCGCAGGUUAUGAUUCCAUCUACCUCAAGAUGGAUACCAAAAAUCACUACAUUCCACACACUCGGAACCGAGGCUAUAUGAUCGGCAUUUGGCGAGACAGCCUCCCUCACGGCGCAAGCUGGCCCGCCUUGGAAAAGAAAUGCCGAGACACAAUCGAGGCACUGGAGCGUACGGCGACGGUCCCUUUGGAGGCACUGCUCUUUGCUAGCGACGAUCCUCGUCUCGAGGUGCUCGAUCAGGAGCGUAAGACAGAUACGAAGAGCACUCCAUGGAACAAAUGCAAGGUCGGUCACUAUGAUUACACCGGUGAGCAUGGCCUUGGUGAUCGACACCCAAUUACGAAUUGGAAGUCCGAUGGAUCGAAGGAGUUGCCUGACUGGCAUCGCCCCAUGCCCGGCAUGACAGAACGAGUUGCAGACUCAAUCGAUGUCGCGCACCGACGCAAUCUGGUUCGCGGAUUCGACGAUAGGGAGUACAAUCGACAGCUUGAAUUAUCGCAAAACGUGUUCCGCGUUGAGGAUUCCGCACGAAACGGCGUGCAGCAAUGUUUGACACCUACGAACAUUGCGUUCUCUACCGCCCAAGGUCGUCGAAUUACCGCCGCAGAAGCCGCUAUUGUACAAGGAAUUGACGCUGACCUUGUCGAAACCUCAAAAUUGUCUGAACAGCUCCUGACAGAUAUGUGCGGCAAUGCGAUGUCUUCAACAGUUGUUGGGACGGUUAUUUUUGCUGCUCUCUUAACUUUCCAAGAUAUUUUCAAUUUGGAAUCUCGGCAAGAAGCACCCGUUGAGCAGCAACUUCGCCCUUACAGCAACAAAGGCUUGAAUAAGGUUGAGUCUAACUCGAGCCAUUACACUCCCGCCUCUGUAGCAUCCACCCAAGCUGCGGCGCAGUCAACAGUCAGAUUGUGUUUCUGCGAGGGUCGAAUCAAGACUGAAACAACUACGACCUUCUUGAAAUGCCGACUCUGCGGGCACACAGCAUGCAGCAAGUGUGGAAAGAAUCCCAAACACGACUACGAGCCCUUCAAGGCCGAAUUCAUCAACGCACGAACUAGUCCCGUUCAAUUUGAAGAGUUCAUCAAAGACUCCGUUCCUAAGGAGAUCGACUUGGGCUCUCUUCACUCUGAGGCAGUCGACUCUUUCCUCUCCGAACUUUCCAAAGCCAUUCCAGAAGGGUUUGACCAGGGCUCAUGGAAUGAUGUGAUCUCCAAGAUCGAUACUGCAUUGAGAUCGACGGUUUACCAUCGCGCCAUCAGACGAGCGGAGUCGUGGACUCUUACCUUCGACUCCCCAACUGCCAUUCUCAAGUUGGUUAUCUCUGGUGGAAGAGUCGAAUGGCAAUUGUUUGCAAACGCUAAAGAUCUGCCUCUUGGAAGUGCGGCUGGGAAGUACCUUCGUCGGUUCCCAAUUGCUCGCAUGGUCCCAGAGGGCAAGGACAUCAUCCAGGGCCCAUGGGGGUUUUGGCUUCCUCUGAAGAAGAGCUUUGUGGCUACCGUAACUUCAAGCGGACCUCUGGUGCCCACAUACCUCAACACCGCGGGCCUGGUACAUGGCAAUCACACUUAUAACCAUCAAUUUGUCAAGAUCGAGUUUGCCGCUUCAGUUGAUACAAGAUAUCUUAGCGAGAGAUUGGAAGGUGUUUACGUCGCUUCUCCGCAGUGUGGUCGGGCUUUCAAUACACUCCAUGUUCAACAAAGGAGAGAACCUGGAAAGAAGCAGCUUGGCUUUUUCUUCGAUCACGAGCUUCAAACCGGAAACCCGGCACAUCACACCUAUAAAUUCGCCACCACUUUCCACCGACUCGACUGGGGAGAAUAUGUCGACGCCAUUGCCGAGUUUCCAUCAUCCUGGCGUCAGCCAAUUAUUCGGUGUGUCGAGAGUGACGACUCGACCAUUCGUGUCGAAGGCACAAACAUUCUCGUUGGAGAUUAUGUUGGCAGCGUCAUCGACCAAGUUGACAUCAUAUCCCAUGGUCGAUUUGUGACUCUCCACGAUCGGGAACUCGCCCUUUCCGGAUCCGAAUUUAUUUAUCACAAAUUGCCCGCCAAAGUCUCUCGACAGAACCUCACUUGCGAGACUGACUUGCCUGUCUUCAUUUGCGAAGGAAGAAUCAACUACGAAACCACUUGUCUCCUCCCGAAGAAUCGCUGGAUUCUGGUUGACAGAAAGGUUGGAUCAGCCUUUUGGCGCGAGUUCCUUUGGACCUUGGAAAAGGAACUUCGGAUUGGUGGUUAUUCCGAGCACAAUUCUACUUGGAAUUUCUGGUCCAAUGCCGAAGGUAAAUGUCACUUAUGCACUCCAGAUGUUCCAGCACUUCUCUGGGUCCUGAAAAAGGGAAAGUAUAUCCCAUACGAGCACCCAGAGCAAGCCUCUCAAUGGGAGAAGGAACAAAAAUCUCGGCCAGCGCCCAUGAAGGUUCUCUUCCGGAUCGAUGAUUCUGGAAAAAUUGGCUUCCAAAUUUCCCUGAAUCCUGCCACCUUGAUGCACCGAGCAAAGGCUCGACUCCCCGGCAAUGGUGGCCCUCGCGAUGUCAAGAUGUCUUUCCGGUUAGUUACCGAUCACGGCCGAAAGAAGAAGCCCGUCUUCAAACCCUUGAUCCUGCUCAACAAUGGCGAUGUAGAGAUGGCCAAGCAACCUUUCUCCCAGUUCACACUUCGGGACGAGCAGCGCAAAGUGCUCACGUGGAUGCUGGAGAAGGAAAAUAAAGGCACAACUUUCACAGAAGAAGAAGUUGUCGAGAGUACGGUCAAUGAGAUUGGUUACCGCGCCGAAGGACGCGCCACUCGAGAGAUUCUUCGUCAUGGAGGUAUCCUUGCGCAAGAGGUGGGAUUCGGCAAAACCGUCGUGAUGCUCGCUUUGAUCACCGAGCAGCGAGCAGCUGAGGCCAAGAAGCGAAAGGUCGUUAAAACCCCUCCCAACACCCCCGGCGCGAUCCCAACGGAGGCCACUCUGAUCCUUAUGCCCUCGCAUCUCGUCAAUCAGUGGCGCAGUGAAGUGGAGAAGUUCCUUCCUCCCGAGUUCAGGAAGAAGGUCAUUAUUGUUGAGUCUGGCAAAGCUGUCAAGUUUUCGAAAUUAACCAUUCAAGACAUAAUCGACGCAGAUAUCAUAAUUGUUGCAUGGGGCAAUACCAUCAAGCCACCUUACCUGAAGAUAUUGGCAAAUCUUGCCGGACUCGUUGAGCCCUCCAAGACGGGCACUGGAGAGCGAGCCUUUGAGGUUUGGUAUCAAGCUGCAGUUGCCAGAGUCCAGAGCAACAUCGACUUCCUGCGAACCCUUGACAACCCGAAGGAUUUCGUUGUACACCUCGAAAACCAAUGGAAGUCUAGCAGGGAUGAAGCUUCUUCCGUGGACGUUAGGGUGCCUUCUAAGCAUGUCACUGGAGCAUCUUAUGUUAACUCUGACAAGCGCUCGUCAAUGAAGGAUGAUUCUAAGAAGAGAAAACGAGAUGUUCCGGAUCAACAGACGGAACAGUUCAGCCACACGAUACAUUUCGCCGAUGAAGAUUGGAAGUCCAUGACUAACGCCAUUCUCGAGAUGUUCGUUUUCAAGCGACUUAUUAUCGAUGAACUCACUUACCGUUCAGGUUGGGUCAACAGCACCUUGAGAAAUUUGCAGGCGCGAAACCUUUGGAUGUUGACAGGCACGCCAGCGAAGGGUGGCCACAGCGAUAUCAAGAAUUUGGCGGAACUUCUCCGAAUUCAUCUCGGAGUUGAUGAUUUCACUGGCCUGAGAAGCGAUCUGUUCACUAAGAAGACCAGCGAUUUGACGAGUGGGUUACUUCUCUGCCUUGGAAGGGAACGUGCUAACAGCCAAACAGAAGCUGAAUUGUUCAUGAUAUUUCAAGAGGCCCCCUCACCUGCGUGGCGUGAACGUAGACACGAAUUUGCCCAAAUUUUCCUGGAUAACUUCUGCCGGAAGGACCUUGCCGAUAUGUCAAAAAUAAAGGUUGAGACAUCUAUAUGCCUUGUCGACUUUUCGGCUUCUGAACGAGCAAUCUACCUCGAACUUUUGCAGUUCCUUGCUGCGACUGAUUUCGUCUACAAGCGAGGAAAGUCCGCAAAGGGCGACAGAGAUGACCAGAUCCAGCAAGUCGUUUCGAAAUCUGGCGACGGAAAGCCAGCUCUCUUCUUGAGGGCUUCUCAUUUUACCUUUCUCGGCGCCCAAAACACAGAACAGCUUUGUGACAUGAUCGUGGCUCGUCGUCGCAAUCAAGUUCAAGACGCUCUCGAUGAAUUUGAGCUGCAUCUCAAAAAAACUUAUUGGCUACAUAGACAAGAGCCCGGCUGUAAGAGAUUCCAUAACUUCAAAUCUCGAGUAGUGUCUCGCAAGCUCGGAGACUUACAGGUCUGCCAAAGUCUCGAAAAAUCCCUUGCAGACGCUGCCAAGAACUACCACAAGGAGCAUUGGAGACAGUUCUAUCGAGAGCCAGGCACGGAUGUUAGGAAGUUCGACAACCCUUUGCCAGAGUAUCCGGAAGGCAAGAACAAAACUCACGGCGUGUAUAACGUCACGCGGAUGGAGUUCGAGCUGCGGACUUGGAUUACGAAGCUCAACAACGAUAUUGAGGAAAUUAUAAACCAAAAGCGAGCUCUUCGGUUUUUCCGCAAUAUCCUCUCCCUUCAACGCAUCACCAACUUCGUUUGCGCGCACUGUGGCACUUCCGGCCUGAAGCCUGCCGACGUCAAGGUGAUGGGCCAAUGUGGGCAUCUCUUGGGACUCGAAUGCUGUGAAGACAAUGACUGCCCAGUCGCUGGUUGCUCCGCUUACAACCGGGACUAUCAGAAGCUCAAUGGAUUUAGUCUUGUUCAAUCCUCAUCGCAGUGGUGUUCCGAGCACGGCUCUAAGAUUGACGCAAUCAUCAAGAAGAUCCAAUGGAUCAUUGAUGUCAAAGAUGAGAAAGCAUUGAUCUUUGCUCAAUGGACUCAGUCCACUAACAAGCUCGAGGAGGCUCUUGUUGCCGCGAAAAUCCCGUUUUCGGAUUUGAGGAAGGAGCAAACAUCUUCAAAGAUCCUUCAGCAUUUCCAGAAUGGCACUCCGACCGCUGUAGGUGGAAAGGUUGCGAAGGUUCUGAUCAUGAACAUUGGGGACGCAAACGCUUCUGGGAGCAAUUUAACGAUGGCAAACCAUGUCAUUUUCAUGCAACCGUAUUACACCGCCGGCGAGAAUGCUCAAGAGAACUACGACGCUGCGAUCACGCAAGCCACCGGCCGAGCUCGUCGUUGGGGACAAGAGAAGCUAGUGCAUGUCUACCACUUCCUCACUGUCAAUACAAUUGACGUGGACUACUACGAGGCCAGAAACAACGUUACCAUCACCCGUAAGGCUGAUGAUCCUUCUCAAGGUGAUGGCGAGGACCUUAAGGUUAGAACAGGCUGGGAGACUAAACUUGGCACUCAUUUUGCUAGGUUGAUGCGCUUCGAUGGCGAAAAGCGAAAGCAUCACUGA